AUGAAAUCACUGUUGGCGCUUGCCUUGCCACUUUCGAGGAUGACCCAAACGACAGAUGCCACGAACCCAUUCUCUGAAGGGGACCACGGAGCCCCCAAGCACAGCCAUCUUGCAGACCAAAACGCUCUCGGUGACGGGACUUGUUCUCAAAGUUCCCAAACAUUGGAGGUCCACAUUUGCGACUUGGACACGAAGCAUCUAUCUUACAGGAUUCUCAUUUUACCCGUCGAUGUCGAGACCCUCCACGUCACCGAUUGCCAGCAUCGCCUAGAAUUGGUCAACCCCAAGCCAAAGACAGUACGCAGAUGUGCGCCAGCAUCAUGUCUGGCCGUCUACGAUGAACAUCGGCCUACAACAUGCCGAAUUCAAUCUCCGAUACUGUGCGACCUGUGUUACGACGCGACCACCGAUGAAGUCAGAGUCAAAAACCAUUCCGAGGCUCCCCUUGUAUUCCAGCCCCUGGUCCUGCAAGACGUAGCUGCGGCGCAAUCAAUUAAACGAUCUUGCCUUGCUGCCCUCAGCCCAGGAUAUUGGCUGUGCAUCUCGUCUGGUUUCCCCAUUUUUCAAAUCCAAGUCUUCCCUCGAAAACAUAGCCUUUCGUUAGUUUGCCGACCCAAACGGGUGCCGAGGAAGAAGCGGCCACUAGCAGACGUCGACUGUUCAGAAGGCAACGCUCGGGAAGGUUCAACGUCAUUUCAGGUGAUUAAGUCUAUCGCGUCUUUGAUAGAUGUGCCGAAACACAGCACGGUGCUUGCCACUGGUCCAUCAUGUGAAUUCUCAAUUUUUCGAAUGAAAACAAUUUGCGAUACAAGAGGGGCUUUGCUCUUUCAGGCGAGGCACUCGGGAUUCCCUAAACAAACUAUUGUUGUCAAGGUCUUGAAGCGAAGGCCUGGCCGAAGUGCUGACUCAUGUGCUGCAUCCUGGAAACGAGAGUUCGACACCCACAAACAAAUCAAAUCCGAGUAUAUUGUGCAACUACUUGGAGGCGAUAUUCACUUUCAAGUCUUGUACAUGGUACAUGUCAACGCGCCUGACCUUGGGAAGAGCAAGUGGUGUGACUUCAAAGGUGACAAGCGAUUCCUGGGAGAUUCUUCGGACGCAGAGCGUGUUCUCAGAGACAUGGCGGCAGCUUUGAAGUACCUCCACAAUAAGAAGCUCAUCCACAAUGACAUCAAACCGGGCAACAUCUUAUAUGAUCGGAAGAUAGGUGCAAAGCUGAUAGACUUUGGCCUCGGAACAUCCACAACAGCGGAGUCUUCCACUGGCGGCACGCCGUGGUAUUUGCCACCGGAGUUCCUCUCAAGAGGACGACGUGGGACACCAGGUGAUGUUUAUGCUUUGGGGAUCGUGGCGGUAUAUCUACUCGAUUACAUUGCCAUCCCGGAAAGUGGACAGCAAUGGUUGAUUGCGGACGUACAUAGCAGUGACGCGUCGUCUGCAGCAGUAGCUAUGUGGAACUGGUUGCAAAGCAUUAGGCUGGUACGGGAGCAGUUAAAGAGAAACGUAGACCAGGUUCAUCAGCUAACACUACGAAUGUUGAGCCCGACACCAAAUGAACGUAUUACGGCAUGUCAGUUGAGCGGGGACUUCACGGAAUUGGCCAAGGCUCUGGCAAAAGCAUCUUAG
Messenger RNA from Colletotrichum truncatum, 1626 nucleotides. RefSeq lists its product as uncharacterized. Gene Ontology annotation, cellular component: nucleus. Lineage: Eukaryota; Fungi; Ascomycota; Sordariomycetes; Glomerellales; Glomerellaceae. The record is from RefSeq and is a predicted model, not a curated record. Gene Ontology annotation, biological process: protein phosphorylation; mitotic DNA damage checkpoint signaling. Gene Ontology annotation, molecular function: protein serine/threonine kinase activity; ATP binding.